AUGGCUCCUCCCGGCCCGCCCUCCAGCUCACCUUCACCCCGGACCGCCGCCGCGGCCCCCCCGCGCCCAAGCCCCGCCCCCGCCCACCCGCGCGGCCAAUCCGCGCCCGCGGGGGGCUCGCGCAGAGCCGCGGGACGGAGCGGCCGCGGGGGCUCCGCGCGCCCCGCCCGCCGGGCCCGGAGCGCAGCGCCCGCCGGCACCGCCGGCCGUGGGCAGGGGAACAACAACAACAGCAGUAGCAGCGGCGCACACCGCAGGACACGCACCGCCGCGGGCCCCGGGGCUCCAACGCUGCCCACAUCUCUUCCCCAACGUGGCACCGCCGCCGCGCGCCGCCAGCAGAGCCCCGGACGCGCUGUCCCCUCCGCGGCGACUAACGGUGCCGGCCUACCCCGCGUCUCAGCCCCGCGCCUCGGCUGUCCCGCAGUGGCCUCCGCGCCUUCCCCGGGGGUUCCCGGCCCGCCGUGGGGCACCGCACUCCUCGCCCUCCCAGCCGGGAGCGCGCCCCGCCGCCCCGCACUCCCAGCCGGGAGAGCGCCCCGCCGCCCCGCACUCCCAGCCGCGAGAGCGCCCCGCCGCCCCGCACUCCCAGCCGGGAGCGCGCCCUGCCGCCCCGCACUCACAGCCGGGAGCGCGCCCUGCCGCGCUGCGCCCCGCGGGAGCCGCCGCCGCCGGGACCGGAGUCGGUCGGUCGGGCUAGGUGUGUGGGCGCGGAGCGGAGCGGUGCGAUCCGGAGCGGUGCAGCGCGCUCGGGCCUCUCCGCCGCCGGUCGCGCUGCCAGCGCCGCUCAAAACAAAGGGGUUGGCGGGGCAUGUGACCUCCGAGCCACUGCACAUGAUGUCACCGGCUCCGCGCGGCCCUGGGAGCUGUAGUUCUGCCGCCCCGCCCGAAGACGGCCCCGCUGCCGGGCGGCCGUCAGCGCCCCGGGAGGAGCCGGGGACAAACGGCGGGGACGGGAGAGCCUCGGCGGCAAUGGCAAUGGGUGGCAGCAGCUGCCGUCGCUACGAGCUCUUGCCAUCGCCGUCCCUUUGCCGGGGCAGGGGGAGUACACCCCACGUACCCCACAAGUAUACCCGACCCACCCCGUCCCGUGAGCAGGCAAAAGCUUCAGGUGCAUCGAAGCAAGCGCUUGCAUCGGGAGGGCACCUUCCAGCUGGACAGUCUCUUGUGCCGGCUCUAGGGAGCCCUACCGAAGCCCUCCAGCAGGAGAAUAACACUCUGUCUUGGAGAUAUUCCCAGGAAGUGCACCCAGCCGUAUGCUCCUGGCAGUAGCUGACUGUGCUCUGCCACUGAAACUUGAAGAAGAGCAGUGUGUACUCAGGACUCCAGGGCUGACCCCCUCCGGAGCAAAGCAGGCUCAGAUUUUCAUAGGCUAAACAAGUUCUGAUUUCUCCCUGGGUCAGAGCUAAAACUCAGAACUGCUUGACUUCAUUAGAAGCAAGAGCAUUCAGUCAAUUUCUCAUCCUCUGCCUGGAAAAGCAAGAAGGACCCCAAACAACAUAAACAGCAAAGAGAAAAUCAGCAGCAAGUUCACUUCGUAGAAUACAGGUCUGUUGCAAUAAUGUGUUUCACCCACUGAUUAUAAGAAACAUUAAUAACCCGAAGUCUUACUUGUUACAAAGACAUUAAAUCUAAAAGUAUAUGACCUAAGAAAAAUGUUUUGCUUAAAAUAGAUUUCUUAUCCUUUA
This is a messenger RNA of Vidua macroura (Pin-tailed whydah), 1688 nucleotides long. RefSeq names its product translation initiation factor IF-2-like. The record is from RefSeq and is a predicted model, not a curated record. The transcript is spliced from 3 exons. Lineage: Eukaryota; Metazoa; Chordata; Aves; Passeriformes; Viduidae. Bases 1 to 1272 code for a protein of 423 amino acids.